Haliotis rubra (blacklip abalone) is the source of this 2106-nucleotide messenger RNA. RefSeq names its product N-acyl-phosphatidylethanolamine-hydrolyzing phospholipase D-like. Gene Ontology annotation, molecular function: N-acylphosphatidylethanolamine-specific phospholipase D activity; zinc ion binding. Gene Ontology annotation, cellular component: cytoplasm; membrane-bounded organelle. The coding region runs from base 195 to 1283 and encodes 362 amino acids. The transcript is spliced from 6 exons. Lineage: Eukaryota; Metazoa; Mollusca; Gastropoda; Lepetellida; Haliotidae. Gene Ontology annotation, biological process: N-acylethanolamine metabolic process; N-acylphosphatidylethanolamine metabolic process. The record is from RefSeq and is a predicted model, not a curated record.
CAGUUUUUGAUCAACCAGGGUUUAUUGACUUUACAGCUGACAUGGUGAGGAGAUCAACCGCGUUGAAUGGAAGUGUUCUGAGUUGUGUAACGUUAUACAGUCUAGUGUACUUAAACAAUGACACAGCGAAAAACUGACGCAUAGUUCUGUACAGGGUAUUACAGUGUUAUCAAGUAUUUAAGCAGCUUUGUACAAUGGCUGCCACAGGGACAGAACAUGAAGAAAUGGCCACAACAGAAGCAGAUAAGCCUGACUUGAAUUCCUUGCAUAUCCAGUCAGACAGUGAGCAGAUGAAGCUGUCCAAGCCUAUCUUUGAGAAUGGCCGAUACAAAAACCCAUGGGAUACAUGGAGGUACAACAGUUUGUGGAACUUGAUUAAAUUCGUCAGAGGAGGGGAAAACAAGGAGGAGCCAAAGAAAGAGGAACUGGACAGAACCCUUCCUAUCAUGAAACCCAACUUUGAAGAAUUUUCAGCCCCACCUUCAACUGGUGUGAGAUACAUGUGGAUUGGGCACGCUUCAACACUAGUGCAAGUGGAUGGUGUCACUAUACUGACUGACCCAAUAUUCAGUAACAGGUGCUCACCAAUCCAGUUCAUGGGACCUAAACGGUACCGCGACCCACCAUGCACUAUAGAAGAACUGCCUCACAUUGAUAUUGUAGUGGUCAGUCAUAACCACUACGACCACUUGGACCUGUAUUCGGUGGAGACGCUCAACAGGAAGUACGGUAAGAACCUGAGAUGGUAUGUUCCUGUCGGAAUCGGAAAAUGGAUGUCUGAUCGAGGAUGUGAAAACGUUGUAGAGUUGUCAUGGUGGGAUGAAGACAUUUUCACAGGAAGGUCAGAGGUGAAGGUCGUUUGCACACCAUGCCAGCAUUGGUGCAAGAGGACACUUCUAGAUACAAAUAAGGCACUGUGGUCAAGCUGGGCUUUGAUUGGUCCAAAGCAUAGUUUCUUCUUCGGUGGAGAUACUGGUUAUUGUGAAGCAUUCAAGCAGAUUGGCUGGAAAUAUGGAAACUUUACACUUGCUGCUAUACCAAUUGGAUGUUUUAAACCAAGCUGGUUCCUGUCUCCCCAGCACGUCGGCCCACAGGAGGCGGUGCAGAUCCACCGCGAUAUUAGAGCCGUCAAGUCAGUUGGCAUCCACUGGGGCACCUUCAAAAUGAUGGCAUAUGAGCACUACUUGGAACCUCGAGAAACCCUCAUAGAAGAGGUAUCAAAGGCAGGACUUAAGCCAGAAGACUUUGUCACUGUGAAUCAUGGAGAAAUAUAUAUAUUUUAGAUAGUCUGAAUCUCAUACCAUCUGUCUUCAUUGACAGUACAAGUACAGCAUAUUGUCACUCUCCACAUGUUCUUCUUGAAAGGGUACGCUAAUGGAUUCUGUCAAUCAUGUAAACUACAAUCAAAACAAAUUUAUAUUCGUACACACCUAUGCUAAUUUUACAUGCUGCGUAUAGAUUGCUGUAAUGAGACUUCACGUGUCACCUGCUGUGACAUGACCUAACAUGUCACUUGUUGUGUUGUGCUAUCGGACACAAUACCUGUUGUGAUGUGACCUCACGUGUCACCUGCUGUGACCUGACCUCACCUGUCACCUGCUGUGACAUGACCUCACAUGUCACCUGUUGUGAUGUGCUUCACAGGUGACCUGUUGUAAUGUAACCUGAUCCACAUCACCUGUUUUGGUGUGACCUCGGACACAUCUUUUGCUGUAAUGUGACCUUACACUACUUCAUGAUAUUGAACAUGUCCUUUUGAUCACUGAUCAGUUAUUCCUGGACGUAUCUGUACUGAAUUGUGAUAUAUUAAUUUUUGUCGUAUAUUGUCAUAUUUGGCAAAGCUUUAAUCUUAGACUUUUGUCGGAUGGCUAUCUCUGUUAUGAUAACAUAUAAUUUUGUCAGUCUACAGAUCCUGUGGUGCAUGAGACAGAUGAUAAGAUGAACAUGUUGUGUGAAUGUUUGUUGUGUAGAAAUGUAAUUCCAGUUUAGUCUGAUUCGUUCUUGUAUGACCUCUCCGACUAAUAAUGAUAUUCUGUAACAAUUCAGGUGAGCUUCAGAACCUAGUAUUUAUGUAUCACUUGAAUAAAUUAGCCAUCAGUUAUUAUU